CCGUCCCCCGCGGGUCUCCUGUGUGUGCAAUGGACGGCAUCGUCCCAGACAUAGCAGUUGGUACAAAGCGGGGAUCUGACGAGCUCUUCUCUGCCUGUGUCACUAACGGACCCUUUAUCAUGAGCAGUAACUCGGCCUCCACAGCAAAUGGAAACGACAGCAAGAAGUUCAAGGGGGACAACAGGAGCACAGGCGUGCCGUCCAGGGUGAUCCACAUCCGAAAGCUGCCCAGUGACGUCACUGAGGGGGAGGUCAUCUCCUUGGGGCUGCCCUUCGGGAAGGUCACCAAUCUCCUGAUGUUGAAAGGGAAGAACCAGGCCUUCAUCGAGAUGAACACGGAGGAGGCCGCCAACACCAUGGUGAACUACUAUACGUCGGUGACGCCCGUACUGCGCGGCCAGCCCAUCUACAUCCAGUUCUCCAACCACAAGGAGCUCAAGACGGACAGCUCGCCCAACCAGGCACGGGCCCAGGCAGCCCUGCAGGCGGUGAACUCAGUCCAGUCGGGAAACCUGGCCCUGGCUGCGUCGGCCGCGGCGGUGGACGCGGGGAUGGCAAUGGCUGGCCAGAGCCCGGUGCUCAGGAUCAUCGUGGAGAACCUCUUCUACCCGGUGACCCUGGACGUGCUUCACCAGAUCUUCUCCAAGUUCGGCACCGUCCUGAAGAUCAUCACUUUCACUAAGAACAGUCAGUUCCAGGCGCUGCUGCAGUUCGCCGAGCCCGCGAGCGCCCAGCACGCUAAGCUGUCGCUGGACGGCCAGAACAUCUACAACGCCUGCUGCACCCUGCGCAUCGACUUCUCCAAGCUCACCAGCCUCAACGUCAAGUACAACAACGACAAGAGCCGUGACUACACGCGCCCCGAUCUGCCAUCCGGCGACAGCCAGCCCUCGCUAGACCAGACCAUGGCCGCAGCCUUCGGCCUCUCCGUCCCUAACGUGCACGGGGCCCUGGCUCCUCUGGCCAUCCCGUCGGCGGCAGCGGCGGCAGCGGCGGCAGGCCGGAUCGCCAUCCCGGGGCUGGCAGGGGCAGGAAAUGCUGUCCUGCUGGUCAGCAACCUCAACCCUGAGAGAGUCACACCCCAAAGCCUCUUUAUUCUUUUCGGCGUGUACGGCGAUGUGCAGCGGGUGAAGAUCCUGUUCAACAAGAAGGAGAACGCCCUGGUGCAGAUGGCCGACGGGAGCCAGGCCCAGCUGGCCAUGAGCCACCUCAAUGGGCACAAGCUGCACGGGAAGCCGGUGCGCAUCACACUCUCCAAGCACCAGAACGUGCAGCUGCCCCGUGAGGGCCAGGAGGAUCAGGGCCUGACCAAGGACUAUGGCAACUCGCCCCUGCACCGCUUCAAGAAGCCCGGCUCCAAGAACUUCCAGAACAUCUUCCCGCCCUCGGCCACCCUGCACCUCUCCAAUAUCCCGCCUUCCAUCUCCGAGGAUGACCUCAAGAUUCUCUUCUCCAGCAACGGUGGGAUCGUGAAAGGGUUCAAGUUCUUCCAGAAGGACCGCAAAAUGGCGCUGAUCCAGAUGGGCUCCGUGGAGGAGGCCAUCCAGGCGCUUAUCGACCUGCACAACCACGACCUGGGUGAGAACCACCACCUGCGGGUGUCCUUCUCCAAGUCCACCAUCUAGGCCGCCACCGAGGACCAGCCUGCCGGGCACCCGGCGACGACUUCCAUCAUUCCAGAAAAAAGCCACUUUAAACAGCAGCUGAAGUGACCUUAA
Messenger RNA from Lipotes vexillifer (Yangtze River dolphin), 1718 nucleotides. RefSeq names its product polypyrimidine tract binding protein 1 (gene PTBP1). The transcript is spliced from 15 exons. The record is from RefSeq and is a predicted model, not a curated record. Gene Ontology annotation, biological process: mRNA processing. Gene Ontology annotation, molecular function: RNA binding. Lineage: Eukaryota; Metazoa; Chordata; Mammalia; Artiodactyla; Lipotidae. Bases 30 to 1625 code for a protein of 531 amino acids. Gene Ontology annotation, cellular component: nucleus.